Molecule: messenger RNA, 2261 nt
Organism: Salvelinus sp. IW2-2015
Lineage: Eukaryota; Metazoa; Chordata; Actinopteri; Salmoniformes; Salmonidae
Source: RefSeq, a predicted model, not a curated record
CUUUUGGUGAUGUAGUGUAGUUUCAGCCGUUGCAAAAAAACAAGGAGUCGAUUCGUUGCAGAAUCGAAGCUUGACACCCAGAAAUGGGAGUCGACGGGCAAGGAAUCUAUUAUUUUGGAGUUGACUCCCCACCACUAGGUGCUUGUAGGUGGGGCUGAAUUGGACUACUUAUCUCAGUGCAUCUUAGUUUCUCAUCUAUGAAUGCUUUAUGGAAGGAAACACCAUGACAACUCCACUACUGAUGUUUGUUCUUCUGACUCUACCCUGCUACAGCGCACAUGGGCAGGUCAAUCCUUUUGGAAUUCCAGUCUCCGUCCAUGCUGAGAAGUUCUACGGCACGUCUCCCAGAGAUCACGUCUGCGGCGGGGUUAAUUAUAGCGGUCUAGAUUACACCUGCUGUGAAGGAGUACGGCAUAAAGGGGCGGGGCUGUCCUGCUGUGGAGAAGGGGCCUUCAGCCUCACCCAGGCUUCCUGUUGUACCUAUUCACUCAAACCUGGUCAGUUAACUCUGAAUGUGAGCCAGCUGGUGUCAGAUUGCUGUGGGUUGAGGGCCUACGACCCACUCAACCAACUGUGUUGUGACUCACGGAUCCUAACCAGGACCCAACCCCAUGCCAAGUGUUGUGGAAAAGACCUCUACGAUGAAGACCACCAGCUUUGCUGUGGAAAUGUUGUCGAAGGAAGGAAGGUCCUGACUAAAAUGUCCAGCCACCACCGAUGCUGUGGAGACCACCAGUUUGACCAGCGAAGCCACUGCUGCUGCUUUGAACCACUAUCCCCAAAGCCUCUCAAUGCAAGCUGCUGUGCAUCAUCAAGUUCUAAUUACAGGGGAAUUGAUGCGAGUUCUACAAACUGUAUGCCAGGGGAGAGGCCCUGUGGUCGAGGUGCCUGUUUUAACCCGACAACAGAGGGUUGCUGUGAGAACCCUACAUCUCUCCAAGGGAAGCGUUACUUGCGUCACCAGACCUGCUGUGAUGGAAUACCAUGUCCCUACAAUGUUGCUAGAUGUGGCUCUCAGGUUUACAAUCCAGACAUCAACAUCUGCUGUGCCGGACAGCUUUCUCAUAGGGUGCUUGGGAAAAACCUGUGCUGCGGUACAACUCCAUAUGGUGUAGUGGACCGAGGGGUGCUGUGCUGUAACCAGACGUUGCACCGUGGGGUGGAGGCUGGGCACCAGUGCUCCCCAGGUGGCCACUUGUAUCUGCCAUCCCGUGACAUGGUGUGUGAGUCACGCGUUCAUCUCAACGAUCCAGGCAAACACUGCUGUGGAGAACAGACAUACAACCCUCAGGAUGAGAUCUGCUGCAACGGACACAAACACCGCAGGUUGGGGAACAUGUCCUGCUGCGGAGGGAAGGGCUACAGCCCCAGCAGUAGCCAGAUGAAGUGCUGUGCAGGGACUCUGUACGACCUGCAGAUUCAGGAGGAUGCCCAGUGCUGUGGGAAUGUCCUGAUGGAGGCCGGCUCCACCUGCUGCUCYGCCCSAGGRMUAGACCUGCUCUACCCUACCCAGCCAGGGUUCACCUGCUGUGGGCACCGCUACCCCAACUCCUCCCUGUGGUCUUGCUGUGCGGGGGUCCUGCACCCAAGGACUGAACGAAACACCACCAGCAUGAACAUGAUUCCAGGACCCAGGCUUCUACCACUGGGGGAUUUGAAGACGGAAGAUCUGUGUUACACUGAAGUUCUGCUAGGGACAGUGGAGACUGUGUCUAUGAAGAUGAACGAGCGGUCCGUCGUGAUGGUUAACGCCAUGUCUUUGCUGGCCUCGCAUGGCAAUGUCAGCGCCCUGCCUUCCCCUCUGUACCACACAUUACCCGACCACUGCAGCUCCCCUGAACUGGUGCCGGGCAACACUUACAUCUGGGUGAAAACAGGAUUCGUCUCUGAUCUCAGCGAUCAUUCCUCCCCUCUCCAUUCCAUCCUUUCCAGGUGCUGAACCUUUAUCUCGCCCAAAGGAAAGAAGCCCAACCCUCUCAACAUUAUGUGAAUUCUGGGUAUUUCCAUAGCCUAUUGCUGAGAAAUCUGGUAUGUUAACUGAUCAGCUUAAAACUAGAAUCUUUAUAGUCUCUCAUGAGCCAUAUAUCAGGAUAAGCCAUAUUGUGUCAGUCUGGGUAGUGGUGUUCUGUAAUAUCACAAAAUACUGACUAUAUGUUUUGUUGCUUUAAAGACGCAAUCUGCAAUUGGUGCAUCCAUUUUUGGACUUUAGUGCAUUCGGAAAGUAUUCAGACCCCUUGACUUUUUCCACAUUCUGUUACGUU